Aspergillus clavatus NRRL 1 is the source of this 492-nucleotide messenger RNA. Its product is annotated as LAMTOR1/MEH1 family protein. Bases 1 to 492 code for a protein of 163 amino acids. The record is from RefSeq and is a predicted model, not a curated record. The transcript has 3 exons. Gene Ontology annotation, biological process: lysosome organization; positive regulation of MAPK cascade; regulation of receptor recycling. NCBI's taxonomy places the organism in Eukaryota, Fungi, Ascomycota, Eurotiomycetes, Eurotiales, Aspergillaceae. Gene Ontology annotation, molecular function: molecular adaptor activity; guanyl-nucleotide exchange factor activity. Gene Ontology annotation, cellular component: lysosome; late endosome membrane; membrane raft.
AUGGGUGUCUGUUCUUCCUGUCUCGGACUCAGUCGCCGAGAUAGCCACGACUCCGAGUCUUCGCGCCUUCUAGACGAUGACAUCUACCAGUCAGGAUAUGGCUAUGGAGCGCUCAACCAUGCGAACCAGCUCACCAACCCGGACCCGGAGAACAUAAAGCGCGAACGGGAGGCUCUCGAAGCCAUCUGCCAACGAACAUCAGACUCCGUCAUCGACAUCUGGUCCCUCCAGCCACAACCCCAUCUCCAACCGAGAGCGACACUCCAUGGCUCCGUCGCCUCAAAAGCGGGCUCGAGCUCCGACGUCCCCGUGAAAGUCAUCACGGCCGAUCCUUCUGAGUCCCCGAAGUCGAGUAAAUCCGGCGACGGCGCGGUCCCCAAGCAUUGGGGCGAGGUGGUCAUCAAUCCGAAUAAGGGAAAGAAGGCUCGCCCAGGGUUGAACACAGAUGAGGGGAACGGGCGAGACGUCUUUGGUGUCUUGAAGGUUACGUGA